AUGGCUGGCGGGGUGUCUGGUCGCGCUCUGCAUUUUGUGCUUAAGAUAGGAAACAGGAAGGCCAAUUACGAUUUCUUUACCCAAGUUCUGGGUAUGAAGAUUUUGAGACACGAGGAGUUUGAAGAGGGAUGCAAAGCUGCCUGCAACGGGCCGUACGACGGUAAGUGGAGUAAGACUAUGGUGGGCUAUGGGCCUGAAGAUGACCACUUUGUGGUUGAACUGACGUACAACUACGCUGUGAGGGACUACAAACUGGGAAACGACUUCCAGGGUCUGACAAUCUCCGAUGAACAGUUGUGGAAGUCAGUGUCCGAGUCAAGCUUCCCUAAAAUAGAAGACAAAUCAGCCGGUGUAAUAUGCGUUGAGUCGCCAGAUGGAUACAAAUUCUAUUUUUCAAGCAACUAUUCCUCUUUCGAAAACGACAAAGCAGGUGCUGCUAAAGAGUGUUGCCUGUCUGUGAGCAAUUUGGAAGCCAGUGUAAAAUACUGGAGUGAUUUCUUGCAGAUGACACUCCUGUCUAAGUCAGACAAGGAAGCAGUGCUCACUUACUCCAAAGACAGUCAGUGUUAUCUCAGAUUGAAGCAAUUAGAUGAGGGUCAGCAGAUUGAACAUGCAACUGCUUAUGGACGAAUUGCAUUUUCAGUACCAGAAGAGCAAGUAGAGCAAAUCGAGACCCGCUGCAAAGCGGAAGGUCACACAAUUCUGACUCCGUUCGUGAGUCUCGACACACCUGGCAAGGCUACUGUUCGAGUAGUGAUUCUAGCCGACCCUGAUGGUCACGAGAUCUGUUUUGUGGGCGACGAAGGUUUUCGAGAUUUGUCUCGAGUGCAGCUGAAUGCAGACAACUGCUUGAAGGAAGCUAUAAGUGCAGACAAGUCUGACGAAUGGAUUAAAAAGAUGGCUGCUCGAAAUGCAGACAGUUAA
Molecule: messenger RNA, 924 nt
Organism: Symsagittifera roscoffensis
Lineage: Eukaryota; Metazoa; Xenacoelomorpha; Acoela; Convolutidae
Product: glyoxalase domain-containing protein 4-like
Exons: 7
Coding region: 1-924 (307 amino acids)
Source: RefSeq, a predicted model, not a curated record